CCUUUAUUCAAAAGUAGAUAUGGAACCGACCGUUGUUACCACAUAACAAUCCAGCACUAACAAGAAGCAGUACUCGGGAAAUGGAUUUAAAAGAGGGUUGUUCUAUUGUGCAAGUUGACCCAGUAAUUAUCUGCCCAUUCUAUUUGGCAAAUCGCUGUCGAUUCGGUGAUCAGUGCCGAAAUCGUCAUCCAGUCGAUCAAUUACUUUCUUCACCUAAUUCUUCAACCAAAACGAAGCCAAUCAAGAAAGAGAGGAUAGAAACAGAAAGAGCUAAUCCUAAAAUGCGAACGGCGUCAGACGUCAUCCAUCGAAUCGUUUGGGAUCCAGCUAUAAACGUCUCCGACUUCCGGUUGAUCUACCUGGACCGUUUUACCGGAUUGGGCUGCGUUACAUUAGCCGAAUACGUGGCUCACGAUGCAGACGAUCCUGUUAUCCCUCAGCAUCGGAUCCAGCAAAUCUGCUAUUGUCCAUUCACCUCUUCCGACAGCCGGUGCGGAUGGGUCGUCUGGGAAAAGAAGAGCCGAACGGAUUAUGUAUUCGGUAGCGCUAGAAAUGCUGGAACAAUUAAACUGCUCGAUUUGAUUGAGCACGUGAACAAAACGAGUCAUCCACUCACGAACUAAAUGUAUUCUUCUCACGACCGCUAGAUGGCAUUGUGCUAAAGCUCCGACCUCAUUCGCGCACGAAAAUAAAAAGAGGGGAGAGUAAAGAAGAAAUGUAAAUUGUACAUAACGAUGCAAUGGAAUACACACAACUGGCUCGUUA
Daphnia carinata is the source of this 765-nucleotide messenger RNA. RefSeq names its product leukocyte receptor cluster member 9-like. Gene Ontology annotation, molecular function: metal ion binding. Lineage: Eukaryota; Metazoa; Arthropoda; Branchiopoda; Diplostraca; Daphniidae. The record is from RefSeq and is a predicted model, not a curated record. The transcript is spliced from 2 exons. The coding region runs from base 81 to 623 and encodes 180 amino acids.